AAGUCAGAGCAAAUCGAGUAUUAACAAUGUUAAGUGCCUUUUUGAGUAUCUUUUUAUUCUUUACAAUUUUUGUAAUAGUAAGCUGGAGUAAUGUCAAAGCAGCAGUUAAAGGUGAUCCCUACUAUCAUUGUCAGUUAAAAUCAAAUGUUACUAAUGAUCAAAUCAAAAUACUCUUGGAUGAAAAUAUUGAAUUAAUUGAAGGAAUUCAUGAGAUUCAAUGUUUCAUUCAAUGCAUAUUGAAAAUAACUGGAAUUAUGGAUGAGCAUGAUUUGAGAAGUUUAGCUGCAGCUAAAUGGAAUGGUGCUGGAGCAGAAGAACUUGAACAAGCUUACUUUAAUUGUAUUGAUUAUAAUAAUGAUAUGAAAGAUGCUUGCAAAAGUGGAUUUUUUCUUUUCAAGUGUCUAAAAGGAAUAUUUGGUACCCAAUAA
Molecule: messenger RNA, 428 nt
Organism: Episyrphus balteatus (marmalade hoverfly)
Lineage: Eukaryota; Metazoa; Arthropoda; Insecta; Diptera; Syrphidae
Exons: 2
Coding region: 27-428 (133 amino acids)
Molecular function (GO): odorant binding
Source: RefSeq, a predicted model, not a curated record